AUGCUGCUGCCUCUGAUGCUGAUCUUCGCAGGUUUGGUGAACAGCUUCCGAGCCUACUUUCGCGGGGUGGAAGCUAUGCGGCGCCAGCUUGAGGAGUUUCGUUUGGCCGACGCCAUGUGCCACUGCUGCUCCAGGGGCCACGAAGAGCAACCGAAGAAGUGUGACCGCGACCUGCUGAGCGCUUGCGUGGGCAAAUGGUUCGGAUCCGUUGAGGAGUUCGAGGUCUCGGUUCGGACUCAGGUUGCCUCGACCUUGGACCAGCAGCUGGGAGCGCACGCCUUUCCGUACUGCUGGCUGCUGGCGGCUACGAGCCCCAUUUCUUGGAUGUAUAUGGGCUUGCUGAUGUUCAAUCCCGCGGAAGCUCCGAUCCCAUGGGAGAGAAUUGGGCACCUCCUGGUGCUGUUUUGCGGAUAUUGGCUCGGCUUCUUCCCCUUCAUGUUUGUGUGUGGGCUGGUCCUCACGCGCAAGCUGCGCACCAAGCACGGUCUGUGCAAAGACAUCCUCUUGAAUCUUGGAGUCGUCGUGUUGCUCCUGCCAUUGUACCUGCUCAGCCUCAGCCUGCACUUCCUUGUUUCAUCUUAUGGGGAAAACGACAUCCUGUGGGCCUUCGUGUUUGCUGGCCCUUGGCUGCUGGCAAGCGGCGUGGCAUGGCGUUGGUGGUUGAAACCACGCGCAUGA
Molecule: messenger RNA, 678 nt
Organism: Effrenium voratum
Lineage: Eukaryota; Dinophyceae; Suessiales; Symbiodiniaceae
Source: the annotation of a GenBank genome assembly